GCUGGCCUCGGGCUCACGUUCUCGUGCGGAGAGAACCCGGCCUUGAUCCCCGCGUCGACGAACCCUUCGAGCGCGGGGGGAUUGCCCCCAGCGGCGUACGUGCAGUCGAUGAAGACCGCGCUCGAAGUCGGCGAGAACAAAGGCCCGCACAAGGUCAAGAAGAUCUCCCUGGAGACGAUCAGGGCGCCCGGGUACGCGCCGCCCCCGACGAAGCCCGGCGUCGCGCCGCUCCCGGCGCUCACCUCUCCGCGGAGCGUCCACGUGUGCAUGUCCCGCGGCGUGGACCCCUCGAACUUGCUCGAGAAGCCGCUCAGCGCGUUCGCGAAGCCCGGGAUGCGUCCGGAGCUCGUGAAGACCGCGCACGAGCACCACCUGAAGACGCGCGCGGCGAAGAUCGACGCGUUGCUGGAAGACCGCGCGAAGCUCCCCGCGAACUUCAAGCCGCCCGAACCGAAAAAGUUUGAGCCGCCCGAGGCUAAGCCCGGCGCGAGCGCGAUCGAGGCCGCGAUGGAGCUCUUGGGGGACGAGAAGCUCAUGGAGAAGCACGCGGAGCAGAGCGCGAAGCUCGCGAAGGUCCAGGCGGCCAUGGCGGCGAGCCGCGAGAAGGCGGAGAGGCUGGCGGAUCAGAUAUCAUCGCUCGUAUGGAACGACCCGCAGAGCCAGAAGGAGUACGCGAUCAAGAUGGCCAAGGUGAACGCGCGGUUCGUCACCGCCAAGGCGACGCUCAAGGCGAAAGAGGUGGAGCGCGACCGCGCUUUAUUCGAGAAGGGCCAGGAGCAGAUCCGGAGCGCGGCGGCGUACGAGCGCGAGGAGCGGCGGCUCGCGGAGGAGCGCUUCGAGGAGGAGAUGAAGCUCCUCGAGCUCGAAAAGAAGCAGGCGGAGGAGGAGAGGAAACGCGCCGAGGCGGCGACGCGCGAGCGCGAGCGCAAAACAAAGGAGUGGGCCGCGAAGCUCGUGACGAUACGCGCGGAGCAGGAGGCGGAGAUCGAGGAACUGAGGAAGCAGCUCGAAGCGCGAGACGCCAAGCUGGAGGAGUACAAGGCGGCGCUCGUGAAGAACCGCGCCGAACGUCUGGCGGCGUCCAAGGCUGGGAAGAACGAAGCGAUCGCCGCGUCGCUGCAACGCGCGGAGGAGCUCGAGGAUGCGCAGAAGCUGGAGUGGAUGGAGCGACGCAUGGCGCGAGACGCGUACGUCGCGGCGUUGCGCGCGCAGGAUAACACCGCGCAGGCGAAAGAGGAGCGGGACGCCAGGGCGCAGGAGAAGCGCGACCGCGUCGCGGCGACGGCGAAGGCGAAGGAGAGGGAGCGCGUCGAAAAGAUCGCCGCGGUGAUGGCGAAGCAAGAGGCGCACCUCGCGGCGAUCGAGAAGCAGAAGAAGAGAGACAUCGAGCGGAAGAUUUUGGAGCGGAAGCUCAAGGUGAGGGAGAGGAUAGAGAGAGUGGAGAACGUCGCGCGCGUCGGCGAGGUGCACCGAGCGCGUCUGCGCGAGGAAACCGCGGAGAAGAUGGCCAGAGGCGCGCUCAUGGUGCACACGAAGCGGGCGAUGGCGGAAGAGCGACAGGCGCAGAACUGCACGAGGGCGCUGAAGGAGAGCACGCGGAAGGUGUCCGCGGAGGAGUCGCAGCGGAUGAACACGCGGCGGCGGUGGUUGAAAUCGGAAAAGGCGAAGAGCGAGCUGUACGCCGCGACAGUCGCGUCGUCGCUCGCGUCGUCGGCGCAGUCGUCGCGCGCCGGCAGCGCCGUCGGCGCCGCGCGCGCGAGGAAGCCCGCGGCCGCGGCGGCACCGGCGAGCGCGCCCGCGCACGCGAGGAAGCUGUCCGCGGCGGGGUCCGCGGCGGGGUCGGAGAAGCCGACGCACGCGAGGAAGCCGUCCGCGGCGGGGUCCGCGGCGGGGUCGGAGAAGCCGACGCACGCGAGGAAGCCGUCCGCGGCGGGGUCCGCGGCGGGGAGCGUGAAAGCCGGGUCCGUCGCGGGCGGGUCGAAGGCUGGGUCCGCCGCGGGUUCCCGGCCCGGGUCCGUCGCGGGCGGUUCGAAGGCUGGGUCCGCCGCGGGUUCCCGGCCCGGGUCGAGAGCGGGCGGUUCGAAGCCGGGGUCGAGGGCGGAGACGCCGGCGUUGGCGGGCGACGCGCCGGCGCCGGCACCGUCGGAAGAGGCGCCCGCGGCGGAGGCGCCGGCGGCGGCGGAGGCGCCGGCGGAGGCUGCGGCUCCGGAGCCCGAGCCCGAGCCCGAACCGGAGCCCGAGCCCGAGCCCGAACCCGAGCCCGAACCGGAGCCCGAGCCCGAGCCCGAACCGGAACCGGAACCGGAGCCGGAGCCCGAGCCCGAGCCCGAGCCCGAGCCCGAGCCGGAGCCCGAGCCUCCGGCGGAUGAGGCUCCUCCCGCGGCGGAAGAGGCUGCGGCCGAGCCGGAAGCCCCCGCGGCAGAGGCUCCCGCGGCGCCGGAAGAGGCUCCCGCGGCGGAGGAGGAAGCGCCGGCGGCUUAG
Messenger RNA from Micromonas pusilla CCMP1545, 2481 nucleotides. RefSeq lists its product as uncharacterized. Lineage: Eukaryota; Viridiplantae; Chlorophyta; Mamiellophyceae; Mamiellales; Mamiellaceae. The coding region runs from base 682 to 2481 and encodes 599 amino acids. The record is from RefSeq and is a predicted model, not a curated record. The transcript is spliced from 3 exons.